Messenger RNA from Phaeodactylum tricornutum CCAP 1055/1, 2594 nucleotides. RefSeq lists its product with no specific name. The coding region runs from base 70 to 2430 and encodes 786 amino acids. The record is from RefSeq and is a predicted model, not a curated record. The transcript has 3 exons. Lineage: Eukaryota; Bacillariophyta; Bacillariophyceae; Surirellales; Neidiaceae.
GUGUCUACACAGCUCGUUCUCGCUGGUUAGACCAAUUGUUCGUGCAAUAGCUUUCGUUUCUACCACACUAUGUCGUUGGCAACUACGGGUGGUGGCGGUAUGGGAUCCGCCGGGGGAGGCGGGGGUCUCAUGAUGGCACAUUCGACUGGAGGAACGAUGAGUGCUGCGACGGGUCCCCCACCUCCACCACAGGCGAGUUUCGACGGAGGUCCGGCCCCUCCCCCCUCGGGCUUAUCGACUAAACAGGUCAAGAGUGUCGCUCAUUUACCCUUGGUAGCGAUUGAUUUGCACGAAACACAGCCACACAUCGCGUUGUUUCCACCAAAAGGCGAAGACCCAGCGGCGGGUGACGUCUUGCCCGUACUUGUGGGGAAAAUGAAAGGAAACGUAGUGCUCAAGGCAAACGAAUCAUCCCACAAGACACUGCGAAAGUGGUUGACCAAAUCCAAAGGGUACAGCUCACUCCAAGCCGACAGUCUGGCGACAGCAAACGAAACAUCCAGCGUAGUGGUGUUGGAAAAACCCUAUCGAUGGCUGGGUUUGCGCCGCUUGAAUGACGCUCCCACCUUUUUACGCGACUCCGUAGAUUCUGAACAAACCAAUUCCCAUGCCAUUGCCGAAGAAUCCUCCACCGAGCCCGGGGUGACUUUUGGAAUUGGUACUCUGGACGGAUCACAGCCUGCCGGAGAUGAUUUUGACCGGGUCGUUUGCAAAGUACGACUGUCCUCCGCUAAAAAGACGCUUACAGUUUUACCAGAAGAAGCUACACAACUCUUAAUUCAUCAAGCGCAGUAUCAUGUGGCGCACAAACAUCAACAGCUGCAGGCGUCAACGUCGGAAUCGUCAGACCACGAUGAAGAAACGGUAUUGGAGUAUCCCGUGUCGAUUGCCCUACCAAGUUGGGCCACUCAUGAUGCUGCGGUCGAAGCCUUGACGGAUUCGGUUGGUGUGGGAAAUACGGUCAUUUUGGCACGCUCGGUCUGCGCAUUGGCUGGCGCCCUGUUGCCACAUCCGGAAGGUAAGGCCAAUCCCGUCCUCGAUCGUUUGCAAAAGGUCCGAACUGCCUUGCACAAGGAGUUUUCCCGUCUACAGGUCCAAGAUCCCACAGCCACCUUUAAGGACGAUAUGCUCGUCCUAUUGGUGGGCAUUGCCAGUGACGGCAUUGAGGCGACGGCUGUACAGAUAUCCAAUCUUCAAACCUCCCAAAUGAGCUGUUUGUUUGGUGACUUUGAUAUCUUGUCCAACGUUGCUUAUCAAACCAACAACCCCGUCUCGAAAGUAGCCUUGUGCCUGUCCGAAUUGGAGGCCAAUCUCGAUGCCAUUGCUCCGGACUCUGACGGUCCCGCCGUCAUUCUCACUUACGGAUUCACGGGGUCGCAAGACGUGCUGAAGCAAAAAUGGGACGAAAUCAAAAGCCAGCAAAACGAAUGGUCCAAGGUGCCGUUGAUUGCGACCAAAUCCGAAGCGGUCGCCUUGGGUGCAGCCGUGCUGGGAGCCGUCAGUCACGGACGGAUAUCCGUGCUGGUGACAAAAGGCAAGAAGACCAAGGCGGAUCUGGCCUUGACGGUGCACAACGUCGCACCUGUCGCUGUCGGUGUGCAGCUCAACUACUUUGGAGGCAGCGAGAACGACUGGACACCGGUUAAAACUAUUUUUGAUUUUGAUCGACGCGUUCCGGCGGGACCGUACCCGAUCGAUCUUAAAGCAGCCGAAUGUGUGGUUCAACGCGAGACGAAAAACGUGGAAUCCCUGUCGGAUGAGGACUAUCUCAAAGCAAUCAAGGACAACGAGGGCGCGAAGGGUAUUCCCAAACGCGAAGAAUCCGCUUUGAAUUUGCAAGUUCAAAUCGUGCAAAAAUGGACGCGAGAUGGAGAGUGGAAAAAAGUUGGAAGUCCCAUGGAACCUCUCGUCAAAUUGGACGCUGAUGAAAAUCGGGUCGCGUGCGAAAGUGUUGCUCUAGAAAUCAGUCUCGGGGCGACGGGUAUGAUCAUGACCAAUCUCAACGGCGAACGUGAGUCUGUUGUACAAGCAACAAAGUCUGCUCGUAAUAAUGCAAUUCGAUACUACGUGGGAAUUCUGCUCGCGAUCCUGGUCUUUGGUGGACUCCUGGUCAAGUCAUACUGGGAGGACCACGUUUUCAAGCGCGAUACCGCCCGGCUGUUGGCCUACUACAAACAUAUAAUUCCGGGCAGUAUUCAGGACGGUGACUACGACACGGCACGGUAUUUGGUGUGGAAGUAUCGGGGCAAGAGCGACAAAUUGUGGAAGAAUCUCGAAAAGAAAUACGGCGAGCCCGUAUUGGAUACUCACGAAUGGCCGGAUACUGCUGUUGACGAUGACGCACGAAGACCACUGAAUGAAGAGCAUGAAACUGUCGAGUUGGACGAAGAGGAUGAGAAGGAGACCAAACAGGAAGAACCCGACCUGUAGUUGUGAGAUUGCUCUCCAUGAAACCAUGUGGUGGAGACCGGUUCGCAUACACACAGGAAAUUGCUUUGCGUGGCGGAAGUGGUUUCACAUACUACGAUACAUGAGCUUGUCCAUAAAGAGAGGAAAGAUUGCGGUGACUUAAAGGAUUAAAUAUUUUCAAUGCU